GAGCAAUGUCGGAUACGGCAUCUGAAAUGUGAUCGCAAGAAACCCAAAUGUUCGCGCUGUCUCAAAGACGAUGUCGAGUGCGUGAGCCAGGCUGGCCUGCCUGGGCCGCCGAAGAAGAAGGCAAGGCUUAUCAAUCCAUCGAAACAUCAGCCAAAGUUCCCCCACAAUCAACCUUGGUUCAGGAUUGGGAAAGAGCUAAGAUUUGUUCACGAGAACGAAUCGACCAUUUUCGGCAACGGCCAAGUACUAAACCUCGAGGAUGAUUCAGGAGAGCCGACAGCAGAAGUGUUCGAGUCCAACCACUCAUCACAUAUCCGCGGUACAGCUAUUGAGGUAAACAAUCAGAGCGCCAGCCUUACCUCAAUCCCUGCGGCGCAAUUAGAUUCUGCUAGGAAUCUUGGUCAACCCGAGNCAUCAAUUCGUUUUAGGACACUUGUCGAAGCAGCUGCCGGGUGCAGAGCAGAGAUUCCAUGUAGCGAUCCGACGGAACCAACAACGGAAGCUAUAACAGACACGACUCUCACGAACUCGACGACUGGGAUAUCACCUGCGUUGGAGUUUGCACUCAAUGGUAGAGACUCACCUGCCCAGCCCUUCCCACACCUACAUCAGCUGUCCAACCCGAAUGAUGCUUUCUCACCGCCCAGCUUCCAAAAUCUUGAAUCUCCUCAAACGCUAUCAACAGGCCUUGUCACAACAGAAGCAGCGUUGCCUUCAUCUACUACGCCUACACUAUCUCCACACGAAGCUAGACUAAUGCAACAUUUUAUCGAGCACCUAGCCCCGAGUAUCGAUGUAGUAUGUUCGUCACAGAUAUUUGGUCGACUAGUCCCACGCAUGGCAUUCCAAUCGCCUAUCUUAUUGACAUCGAUCUUCGCCGUUGCCUCCAAACAUAUAUCUAAGACAAAGGGAGUUACAUAUCCGACACCAGAGACCUACUUCCAGGAAACAUUGGACCACUUGAUACCAGUAUUGAAUGAGCCUGACGCGCUAGUUGAAGACUAUAUACUAGCUGCUGUAGUGAUUCUCAGAGUAAUGGAGGAAAUGGAUACGAUACACGCACUUAUCAGCGCGCAGGAGAGGAUAGCUACACGCGGUGGUCUACGGCAAGCUGCGUGGUGGGUCGGUUUUCGUCAAGAGAUGGUUGUGGCCUUUAUCAAUCAGAGACCGAUAGUGCCUGUUCUGGAACAUUGCAACCUCGAUCGUUCGUUCUCGACAGCCGAUGAUGAUACAUGGACGAACAGAAUCAUUGUCCACUGUGCAGAUGUCAUUAAUCACUGUUUCAAAACCGGUUCGCUUGACCAAACGAAGUAUCAAGCACUUCGCGACUACGGAGAAGCGUGGAUGGCUCAUAAACCUCAAUCGUUUCAUCCCAUUUUCCAGUGCCAACCAUCUGGCGAGAACGGAGAUUUGUUCAAGAAGACUUGGUAUGCUGGCGAUACGACUGCANAAGGCAUUCAGCAUUACCAUCUUUCAAAAAUCCUUCUUGUCGCUCAUGACCCAAACAUACCUCGACUGGGCUUACAGAGGAAGCAUUUCGAGCAGACUGUUGAUGUGCGUUUUGAUAAGAGCCUGGCGGAUUUGAUGAUUGCUAACUAUGAGACAGNNGACCAACUAAGAUUCCAUGCAAGAACUCUUUGCGGUAUCGCGCAGGGCGGUUGUAAAACAGCGGCCAUUUGGGUCACAGCAUGCAUGGGUAUAUCAUGGUGCGGAGAUCGAUUUGUCUCUCGUGUAGAGCAAGAGGAGUUGCUUGAAAUUCUCAGAUACACCGAAAGAGUGCACGCUCGUCAUACCCUGUCUACGCAGAAACACCUCAAGGAGGCAUGGGACUGGCCUGCAGAUACU
This is a messenger RNA of Aureobasidium musti, 1845 nucleotides long. NCBI's taxonomy places the organism in Eukaryota, Fungi, Ascomycota, Dothideomycetes, Dothideales, Saccotheciaceae. The record is from the annotation of a GenBank genome assembly.